This is a messenger RNA of Ciona intestinalis (vase tunicate), 1307 nucleotides long. The record is from RefSeq. Lineage: Eukaryota; Metazoa; Chordata; Ascidiacea; Phlebobranchia; Cionidae.
CUUAUAGGAUGAACCCUAACAUGCACCAGUGUGGCACCAACAUGACGUAUCCAUCUCUUUUUGACUAUCCAAUGUCCAACAUUGCCCCACCCCCUGCUCCCCCACCUUUCAUGAACUGCCCACCCAGUAAUGGUGCAAAUGCUUAUAGUUACCAAUGCUGGAAUAACCAGCAAUUUGACCAUCAAGGGCAGCAGAAUUAUUUUCAAGCAAACAUGAUGUCUACGUUUGCCUCAAGUCCUGCCCCACAACAAAACCAACCGUGGAAGCAGAAGCAAAAUUUUGGAAACUCGAAUAAUUUCAACAGAAAGAGAAAAAUAAAAGAUCCGGUUUUCGUAGAUUUUUGUGACGUUUGUGAUCGCGGGUUUAAAAAUGAAGAAAAGAAAUUGGAACAUUACAGUCAGCAUGUGAAGUGCAAAGAGCCCGGUUGCAAAUUUGAAGCUCAUUUUAAACUUGUUGAAAUUCACAGACGCAAUCUUCAUGGUCCAAAUGGAAGAAGGAUCAAGCUAGAAACACCUGAGGAUGUUCAGAAGUGGAGGGAGGAACGGAGGAAGAACUUUCCAACUUCUUCUCGGAUGCAAACCAAAGCUCUGGAAGAGAAAACUCUUGUGGAAUCAGGAGCUGUGUUACAACCAACAUCAUUUGGUAAAUUCAAGUCGCGCAACAACAGAAACCGAAGAAAGGGAAAGGAAUCACCAGAAGCAAAUGCACCUCUUCCUAAAAAGGUUCCUGCUGAAAUUAGUGAUAAUACCACAUUACAAGUUGUAAAAAAUGAAACCGAUCCAAUGAACAUGCUAUUAGAAUCAAAUGGUGAUAAAGAAAAAGACAGUUUAAAAGAAGAUCAAGAAGAAGAUGCCAAGCUCCAACCUACAUCAAUGAUCACGGAAGAGGGAGGAGGAGCACUUAAUCAACUGAUGAUGGAUUAUGGGAGUGACUCGGACACAGAUGCAGGACCAGCAUCAGCAGACACAUCUUCCCAACAAGAUACCGCAGCAAAACCAGAAAUCCCGAAACCUCAAGUGAAUCCACCUUCACCAGUUGGAACUCCAAAUCAAAAUGUGACGAAAAAGCAAAAUCGAUAUAAUCAGAAAAAAAGACCAUUGCCGUCAAAAACUCAUUACAAGUCUCGCUUGUCAAGGCCUUCACUUCUUCGCAUGCUACUCGAGCCUGAAAUACGAGCUGAGAGAAAUGAGAUCCUUCAGUGUGUGCGUUAUAUCGUCAAAAACAAUUUUUUCGAUGAGCAAACAAAUGCAAACUGAUUUUUUUAAUUUUUCGUUUUUUUUAAAACUGCAAUAAACUCCCAUUCAAAU